Drosophila mauritiana is the source of this 14225-nucleotide messenger RNA. It is a transcript of the gene trol, whose product is annotated as basement membrane-specific heparan sulfate proteoglycan core protein. The coding region runs from base 153 to 13529 and encodes 4458 amino acids. The transcript is spliced from 43 exons. The record is from RefSeq and is a predicted model, not a curated record. Lineage: Eukaryota; Metazoa; Arthropoda; Insecta; Diptera; Drosophilidae. Gene Ontology annotation, cellular component: plasma membrane. Gene Ontology annotation, molecular function: protein binding.
CGCACAUUCCACGGUUGCCAUAGCCGUAACCACAACCUGCCAGCCGUUUAAAGCCAAACUAAAAAACGAACCGAAACUGCCUUCACAAAGUACCUAAACCAAACGUAAAUAGCUGCCAAAAGAAACCAAAACCGCCGUUCCCCGGAAAAGAGAUGAUGGGAUCGCCGGGAUCCCAAGCGUCCGCGAUCGCGACCUCGGUCGGAAUCAGAAGCGGGCGGAGGGGUCAAGCGGGUGUGUCGCUGCUCCUGCGCCUCCUUGCCGUGACCUUCGUCCUCGCCGCCUGCCACGCACCGCUGACCAAUGCCAAGCAAAUCUCAAAUCUUGACGAUGACCAAGAUUUUAUGCUGGCGGAUGAUGUGUCGCUGCAGGGCAUCAACGAUUCCGAGUGGCAGCCCACGGGUGAUGACAUUGACGACGGCCUUCUGGACGACGUCGAUGAGACACUGCAGCCCAUGGAGACCAAGUCCGAGGAGGAGGACUUGCCCACUGGCAACUGGUUCAGCCAGAGUGUCCACCGCGUUCGCCGUUCCAUAAACCGUCUAUUUGGUGCCGAUGACAAUCAGGAGCGGGAACGACGACGACAGCGUGAGCGGUCGCAAAGGACUCGCGAUGCGAUUAACCGGCAAAAAGAACUGCGCCGCAGACAAAAGGAGAACCAGAACCACUUGAAGCAAAUGCGAAUUGAGCGACAGCUGGAGAAGCAACGCCUGGCCAAACGGGCCAAUCAUGUUGUCUUCAACCGCGCCACCGAUCCUCGCAAGCGGGCAUCGGACCUUUACGACGAGAACGAGGCAUCCGGCUACCACGAGGAGGACACCACUCUCUAUCGUACCUACUUCGUCGUCAACGAACCUUAUACCAACGAAUACAGAGAUCGGGAAAGCGAACAGUUCCAGAACCUGCAAAAAUUCCUGGACAAUGAUCUGCGCAACUUCUUUCACAGCAACUACGAAGGUAACGAUGACGAGGAGCAGGAAAUUCGCAGCACCCUGGAGCGCGUUGAACCCACUAAUGACAACUUCAAAGUUCGCGUGCAACUCAGAAUAGAGCUGCCCAAUUCGGUCAACGACUUCGGCAGCAAGUUGCAGGAGCAACUGAAUGUCUAUAAUCGAAUCGAUCAAUUGGGCGCCGCCACCGAUGGCAUCUUUUCCUUCACUGAAUCUAAUGAUAUCGAGGAUGAGCCAAUCGAUGUUGCAUUGACCACGGAAGAGGUUGAGGGCUCUGGUAGCGAUGACUCCAGCUGUCGUGGAGACGCCACCUACACCUGUAUGCGGAGCGGAAAAAUCAUUUGCGAUGAAAUGCGAUGCGAUAGAGAGAUCCAAUGUCCCGAUGGCGAGGACGAAGAGUUCUGCACCUAUCCAAAUGUUUGCACUGAAGAUCAGUUCAAGUGCGACGAUAAGUGCCUGGAGCUCAGAAGACGUUGCGACGGAACAAUCGAUUGUCUGGAUCAGACCGACGAGGCUGGCUGCAUUAAUGAGCAGCCUGUACCGGAGCCUGAACCUGAACCAGAGCCUGAACCUGAACCAGAGCCCGAACCCGAACCUGAACCAGAACCAGAACCUGAACCCCAAGUCCCGGAAGCCAAUGAGUGCCAGGCCAACGAGUUUAGAUGCAAUAAUGGCGACUGCAUCGAUGCCAGAAAGCGAUGCAACAACGUUUCGGAUUGUAGCGAAGGCGAGGACGAGAACGAGGAGUGCCUCGAAGACGAAGAGGAGGAUAGGGUGGGCAUACCCAUUGGCCACCAGCCGCGGAGGCCAGCGUCCAAGCACGACGAUUGGCUGCACGAAAUGGACGCCAGCGAGUACCAGGUGUACCAGCCGAGUAAUGUCUAUGAGAAGGCCAAUUCUCAAAAUCCAUGUGCAAGCAACCAAUUCCGCUGCACCACCUCGAAUGUUUGCAUCCCGCUGCACUUGCGGUGCGAUGGCUUCUAUCACUGCAAUGAUAUGAGCGACGAGAAGUCCUGCGAGCAGUAUCAACGUCACACCACGACUCGACGCCCCUUGACCGCGGCCACGCCCCCCUCCAGAUUCACCACCCAGGGCCCAGGUCUUCUGGAGCGUCGCAAUACCACCAGAGCCACCGAAGCAUCGCGAUGGCCAUGGGCAACGAAAACGACAACAAUCGCGACCACGACUUCUAACCCAAUAACAACAGUUGGCGUAGCGAACAGCUCACCCCAGACAUGCCUCGAAAACAUCGAAUUCGCGUGCCACAAUCGCGAUUGCAUUUCGAUUGAGAGCGUCUGCGAUGGCAUCCCCGACUGCGGACGCAAUGAAGACGAGGACGACGCUCUGUGCAAGUGCAGCGGCGACAAGUACAAAUGCCAGCGCGGCGGAGGCUGCAUUCCGAAAUCCCAGGUGUGCGAUGGCAAACCUCAAUGCCACGACCGCAGCGAUGAGAGUGCAUGUCACCUCCAGGGAAGGUUGAAUAAGACUCGUUUGGGGGUCAAGUGCCUGGAGAGCCAGUAUCAAUGUGGCGAUGGAAGCUGCAUCUCCGGCUACAAGCGCUGCAAUGGCAUCCACGAUUGCGCCGAUGCAUCCGACGAGUACAACUGCAUCUAUGACUACGAAGACACCUACGACACCGACCCGAACAACAAUCCAUUGAAUGAAUGUGAUAUCCUUGAGUUUGAAUGUGACUACAGUCGGUGUUUGCCGCUAGAGAAGAAAUGCGAUGGCUACGCAGACUGCGAAGACAUGAGCGACGAGCUCGAAUGUCAGUCGUACACAGACCAUUGUCUAGAGUCUGAGUUCGAAUGCGACAGCUACUGCCUGCCCCGCGAUCAGUUGUGCAACGGAAAUCCCAAUUGCCUAGAUGGCAGCGACGAGCGCAACUGCACCUUCUGCCGGGAAGACGCCUACCUUUGCAACACCGGCGAGUGCGUGGCCGAUAAUCAGAGAUGCAACGGCAUCGCCGAUUGCGCCGACGGCAGCGACGAGCGUCACUGCGCAAGGAUAUAUUGUCCACCUAACAAGCUAGCCUGCAAUGGCACUUGCGUCAGUCGGAGAAUAAGGUGUGAUGGCAUCCGCGAUUGCCUCGAUGGCUAUGACGAGAUGUACUGUCCGGAGACCAACAACCACUAUCCCACACAAAAUGUGAAUGUUAUUCGACCAAAACUGGGCCCCAAUCCUAUACCGAAAUCCUGCCGCCCCCAUGAAUGGCAGUGUGCGAAUCUCGAGUGCAUAGAUCACAGUUUGCAGUGCAAUGGCUUUAAGGAUUGCUCCGAUGGAUCCGAUGAGGAGCUCAGCGUUUGCUUUGGCACCGCCACCACCCGACUCAAGCCCAGCGACUGCAGUCCGGACCAGUUCUUCUGCGAUGAGUCGUGCUACAAUCGCUCCGUUCGAUGCAAUGGGCACGUGGAAUGCACGGAUGGCAGUGAUGAGGUGGGCUGUUCACUGCCAUGUCCGCAGCACCAGUGUCCCAGUGGCCGGUGUUAUACGGAAAGUGAACGAUGCGACCGGCACAGACACUGCGAGGACGGCUCCGAUGAGGCCAACUGCUGUUACGCAAACCAAUUCCGCUGCGACAAUGGUGACUGCGUUUCCGGAUCCGCUCCCUGCAACGGAUAUUCCGAGUGCAGUGACCACUCCGAUGAGAUCCACUGUGGCGAAACCCCGAAGUGUAUGCCCAACCAAUUCCGCUGCAACAGUGGCCAGUGCGUGAGCUCCUCAGUGCGAUGCAACGGACGAACCGAUUGCCGUGAUAGCUCCGACGAGCAAAAUUGCGGUCAUCGUCAUACAGAGGUCAGUCAGGGCCUGGGAACCACUGGAGUUUUCACCACCUCCACGACCAGCACCACUGCCAUGACGCCACUGAGAAUCAUCUGCCCGCCAACCUCAUUCAAAUGCGAAAACGGUCCCUGCAUUUCGCUGGGUCUCAAAUGCAAUGGACGCGUUGAUUGUCCAUAUGAUGGUAGCGAUGAGGCGGAUUGUGGUCAAAUCAGCAACGAUAUCGAUCCCGCCGACAACAGUAAUGACCGCAAAUCAAACCAACUGAAUCUCAAGACCUAUCCCGACAGCCAGAUCAUCAAGGAGAGUCGCGAGGUCAUCUUCCGUUGCCGAGAUGAGGGACCCGCCCGCGCCAAGGUCAAGUGGUCCCGCCCAGGCGGACGGCCUCUGCCACCUGGUUUCACCGAUCGGAACGGCCGCCUGGAGAUUCCCAACAUCAGGGUCGAGGAUGCCGGUACUUAUGUUUGCGAGGCUGUGGGCUAUGCCAACUAUAUUCCCGGCCAGCAGGUCACCGUCAACCUCAACGUCGAGCGCUAUAACGACAUUGGAUCUCGUCCGGAAUCAGCCUGCACGGAAUAUCAGGCCACCUGCAUGAACGGCGAAUGUAUUGACAAGUCGUCCAUCUGUGACGGAAAUCCGGACUGUUCGGACGCCUCCGAUGAGCAAAGCUGCAGUUUAGGUCUCAAGUGCCAGCCCAACCAGUUCCUGUGCUCGAACUCCAAGUGCGUGGACCGCACCUGGCGAUGCGAUGGCGAGAAUGACUGCGGAGAUAAUUCGGAUGAGACCUCCUGCGAUCCGGAGCCAAGUGGCGCUCCCUGCCGCUAUAAUGAAUUCCAGUGUCGCAGUGGUCAUUGUAUACCCAAGAGCUUCCAGUGCGACAAUGUUCCUGAUUGCACGGACGGUUCCGAUGAAGUUGGAUGCAUGGCACCAUUGCCAAUCCGCCCUCCACCCCAAUCUGUUUCCCUGUUGGAGUACGAGGUGCUCGAGCUUACGUGUGUGGCCACCGGAACCCCCAUUCCCACAAUCGUGUGGCGUCUGAACUGGGGUCAUGUGCCCGAUAAGUGCGAGUCAAAGAGCUACGGUGGAACCGGAACACUUCGUUGUCCGGACAUGAGGCCGCAGGACAGUGGAGCUUACUCGUGCGAAAUUAUUAACACACGCGGCACCCACUUUGUGAACCCGGACACCAUUGUUACCGUUAGUCCCGUGCGUACAGAUGUGUGCGAAGCUGGAUUCUUCAAUAUGUUAGCCCGCAAAGCGGAGGAGUGCGUCCAGUGCUUCUGCUUCGGAGUAGCUAAGGCCUGCGACAGUGCCAACUUAUUUACGUAUGCCAUCCACCCGCCGAUCCUUUCACACCGCGUUGUCAGUGUUGAGCUGAGUCCACUUCGACAGAUUGUGAUCAAUGAGGCUGCUCCUGGCCAGGACCUGCUCACACUGCUCCAUGGCGUUCAGUUCAGGGCCACCAAUGUUCACUUCAGCGGUCGGGAGACGCCUUAUUUGGCCUUGCCCGCGGAGUACAUGGGCAACCAGCUAAAGUCUUAUGGCGGAAAUCUACGCUACGAGGUUAACUACCGAGGCAGCGGAAGACCCGUCAACGGUCCAGAUGUAAUAAUCACUGGCAAUCGCUUUACACUUACUUAUCGAGUUCGCACUCAGCCGGGUCAAAACAACAGAGUGAGCAUUCCAUUCGUGCCAGGAGGAUGGCAAAAGCCCGAUGGUCGCAAGGCGUCGCGUGAGGAGAUCAUGAUGAUUCUGGCCAAUGUGGACAAUAUCCUGAUCCGACUCGGAUACCUGGAUAGCACCGCUCGCGAAGUGGAUCUUAUAAAUAUUGCCUUGGACUCGGCAGGCUCUGCCGAUAAGGGACUGGGUAGUGCGUCUCUCGUGGAGAAGUGCUCGUGCCCACCUGGUUAUGUUGGUGAUUCGUGUGAGUCCUGUGCCUCCGGUUAUGUGAGACAGCCCGGUGGACCUUGGUUGGGUCACUGUGUGCCGUUCAUCCCUGAACCCUGCCCAUCCGGAACCUAUGGAGAUCCCCGCCGUGGUGUGCCCUGCAAGGAGUGUCCUUGUCCACUAACCGGCAGCAAUAACUUUGCCAGCGGCUGUCAACAAAGUCCUGAUGGCGACGUGGUUUGCCGAUGUAAUGAGGGCUACACAGGCAGGCGGUGCGAACAGUGCGCCGCCGGCUACCAGGGCAAUCCUUUGGCUCCGGGCGGAAUUUGCCGCAGAAUACCCGAUACUUCAUGCAACGUGGAUGGUACGUACUCCGUUCAUUCCAAUGGAACCUGCCAAUGCAAGGACAGCGUAAUUGGCGAACAGUGCGACACUUGCAAAUCAAAGAGUUUCCACCUCAAUUCGUUCACCUAUACCGGUUGCAUCGAGUGCUUCUGCAGCGGAGUGGGCUUGGACUGCGAUAGCAGCACGUGGUAUCGCGAUCAAGUAACGAGCACGUUCGGAAGAUCACGCGUCGAUCACGGAUUUGCUUUGGUUACUAACUAUAUGCAACCUACGCCAGACACCGUACCUGUCUCAAUGGCCGGAGAACCCAAUGCGUUAAGCUUUAUAGGAUCGGCUGAGCAAUCUGGAAAUACGCUCUACUGGAGUCUGCCAGCCGCCUUUUUGGGAAACAAACUCUCUUCAUAUGGAGGCAAGCUGACUUACACCCUAAGUUACAGUCCGCUGCCCAACGGCAUUAUGUCCCGGAACAGUGCCCCAGAUGUGGUGAUCAAGAGUGGCGAGGAUCUAAGGCUCAUCCAUUAUAGGAAAUCCCAGGUUGUCCCCAGUGUGGCCAACACCUAUUCCGUGGAAAUCAAGGAAAGUGCCUGGCAGCGCGGCGACGAAGUGGUGGCCAACCGUGAGCACGUUCUUAUGGCACUUAGCGAUAUUACGGCCAUCUACAUAAAGGCCACAUACACCACUAGCACCAAGGAGGCCUCAUUGCGACAGGUGACUUUGGACGUUGCCACUCCCACGAACCUUGGCACUCCCCGUGCCGUCGAAGUUGAACAGUGCCGCUGUCCAGAAGGCUAUUUGGGUCUUUCUUGUGAGCAGUGCGCUCCUGGCUAUGCCCGCGAUCCGGAGGGCGGAAUCUAUCUGGGACUCUGCAGGCCUUGUGAGUGCAAUGGACAUUCCAAAUAUUGCAACAGCGAUACCGGCGACUGCGAAGAAUGUGCUAACAACACUGAAGGACCUAGCUGUGAGCGAUGCGUCGCUGGAUAUGUGGGUGAUGCCACCCGUGGAACAAUUUACGACUGCCAACCCGAUGAAGACUACCCGAUCCCGAUUAAUCCGGAACCCGGCAACCAGACUUUGCAAUGCACAGCCUAUUGCCAAAUAGAGGGCAUCUAUGAUUGCCGCGGCAACGACUGCCUGUGCAAGAGGAACGUAAUUGGUGAUCGAUGCGACCAAUGCCGCCCUGGAACCUAUGGACUGUCAGCUCUAAAUCAGGAUGGCUGCAAAGAGUGCUACUGCUCUGGGUUGGCCAGCCAGUGUCGUUCGGCAGCUCUCUACCGCCAGCUAAUACCGGUGGACUUUAUUCUUAACGCACCAUUAAUUACAGACGAAAACGGAGUUGUCCAGGACACGGAGAACUUAAUUCCCGACAUAUCUAGGAAUAUGUACACCUACGCGUACACCUCCUAUCUGCCCAAGUACUGGAGUCUUAGGGGAAGUGUGCUGGGCAACCAGCUAUACUCGUACGGUGGCCGCCUGGCGUACAGUCUAAUAGUGGAGUCAUAUGGCAACUAUGAGCGUGGCCACGACGUCGUGCUUAUUGGCAAUGGAUUGAAGCUCAUCUGGUCGCGACCCGAGGGAAAUGAGAAUCAGGAGGAAUACAAUGUCCAACUGCACGAGGACGAGCAAUGGACCCGCCAGGAUCGCGAAUCGGCACGACCGGCUUCUCGGUCUGAUUUCAUGACUGUGCUGUCGGAUCUGCAGCACAUCCUGAUCCGAGCCACACCCAAAGUGCCCACACAACGUACUUCGAUCGGCAAUGUCAUUCUGGAGAGUGCGGUGACCACAAGGACGCCAGGAGCAACGCAUGCUUCCGACAUUGAGUUGUGCCAGUGCCCAUCCGGAUACACGGGCACCUCCUGUGAAUCCUGCGCACCUCUCCACUACCGCGAUGCCAGCGGAGCUUGCAGCAUGUGUCCUUGCGACGCUUCCAACACGGAGUCGUGUGACUUGGUCAGUGGCGGAUACGUUGAAUGUCGUUGCAAGCCACGUUGGAAGGGCGAUCGGUGUCGCGAGAUCGACACAUCGCCCAUUAUCGAAGAACCGCCCCAGAUAUGUGAUUUAAGCAGGGGAUUCUGUUGCAGCGGCUUUCAGUUCGAUAUCGCACCGAAUGAGACAAUCUCGUUCAAUGACACACUGCAGAUAUAUAAGGGCAACAGAAUCAUAGGAAAUAUGACCAAGCUGCGCUACGGCUGUCCAUCGCGAGACACCAGCGAUCCAACGGAUAACAGUACCGACGAUCCCGUGCUCACCCAGAUUAUCGUGUCGAUUCAAAAGCCUGAGAUCACCAUUGUGCCAGUGGGCGGUUCCAUGACCCUCAGCUGUAGCGGUCGAAUGCGUUGGAGCAAUAGUCCAGUCAUUGUCAACUGGUACAAGGAGAACAGCCGCCUGCCAGAGAAUAUUGAAGUCCAAGGCGGAAAUCUGUAUCUGUACGACCUGCAGAUCAGCGAUUCUGGAGUCUACAUCUGCCAGGCCGUCAACAAUGAAACCGCCAGCGUGUUUAAGGACACUGUAUCCAUUACCAUAACCAAGAAGGACCAGCUCUCACCGGCUGAGAUUGUGAAUUUACCGAGCCACGUUACAUUUGAGGAAUACGUGAGCAAUGAGAUCAUCUGCGAAGUACUUGGCAACCCAGCACCCAGAGUCACCUGGGCGCGAGUGGAUGGCCAUGCGGAUGCCCAAAGUACCCGGACAUACGACAACCGAUUGAUCUUCGACUCGCCAAGGAAAUCGGACGAAGGUCGCUAUCGCUGCCAGGCGGAAAAUGAACAGAACCGCGAUGAGAAGUACGUGAUCGUCUAUGUCCAGAGCAAUCCGCCCCAGCCGCCGCCGCAACAGGAUCGCUUGUACAUCACACCGGAGGAGAUUAAUGGCCUGGCCGGCGAGUCCUUCCAGUUGAACUGCCAAUUCACAAGUGUUGCCUCUCUGCGCUACGAUUGGUCGCACAAUGGCCGCUCCUUGUCCUCUUCGCCCGCGCGAAAUGUUCAGAUCCGAGACAACACCCUGGAAGUUCGCGAAGCCAGCGAAAGCGACUCCGGCAUCUACACCUGUGUGGCAUAUGACGUCCGCACCCGCCGCAACUUCACCGAGAGCGCCCGUGUUAACAUCGACCGACGCGAGGAACAUCCAUUUGGCAACAAACCGGUCAUCGAGAGCUUGCAGCAGAAUAUCCUGAUCAUCCAGGGCGAGGACUAUAGCAUCACCUGCGAGGCGAGUGGAUCGCCAUAUCCAUCGAUCAAGUGGGCCAAGGUGCACGACUUCAUGCCCGAAAAUGUGCACAUCAGUGGCAACGUGCUGACCAUCUAUGGAGCACGAUUCGAGAAUCGUGGUGUCUACUCCUGCGUUGCCGAAAAUGACCACGGAUCCGAUUUGUCCAGCACAAGUAUCGACAUUGAACCCCGGGAGCGGCCGAGUGUAAAGAUUGUAUCGGCGCCCCUGCAAACAUUUUCGGUUGGCGCUCAGGCAUCCCUCUACUGCAGGGUAGAGGGAAUUCCCGAUCCGACCAUCGAAUGGGUUCGUGUGGACGGCCAACCGCUGUCGCCGCGUCACAAGAGCCAGUCACCCGGCUACAUGCUGAUCGACGAUAUCCAGCUCGAGGACAGCGGCAACUACGAGUGUCGCGCAAAGAACAUAGUUGGCGAGGCGACCGGCGUGGCCACCAUUACCGUCCAGGAGCCAACUCUCGUCCAGAUAUUGCCCGACAACAGGGAUAUUAGGCUCACGGAGGGCGAUGAACUCUCACUGACCUGCGUGGGCAGCGGCGUCCCAAGCCCGGAAGUCGAAUGGGUUAAUGAAAUGGACUUGAAACGGGAUCUCUACAGCCCCCCGAGCAAUGAAGCGAUCCUGAAGAUCUAUCGAGUGACCAAGGCGGAUGCAGGCAUAUACACCUGCCAUGGCAAAAAUGAGGCGGGUAGCGAUGAAGCUUACGUUCGCGUGGAGGUCAAGGAACGGCGCGGAGAUAUCGGAGGAGUUGAUGAUGAUUCCGACCGGGAUCCCAUAAUCCAAAAUCCGGCACAACCACAACACCCUGGCAUCCAACAGCCGGGCAGCAACCAACUCCUGGCCACCGACUUUGGCAACAAUGUGACCCUGACCUGCGACGUGUUCCAAGCCCUGAACACGCGCUGGGAACGCGUCGACGGAGCACCACUGCCCCGAAAUGCCUACACGAUUAGAAACAGGCUGGAGAUUGUGCGCGUGGAACAGCAAAAUCUGGGCCAGUACCGGUGCAAUGCAAUCGGUCGCGAUGGCAACGUUAAGGCCUAUUACGUUAAAGAGCUGGUCCUUCUGCCCCUGCCCCGAAUCAGGUUCUACCCGAAUAUCCCGCUGACCGUGGAUGUGGGUCAGAACUUGGAUGUGCACUGUCAAGUGGAAAACGUGAAUCCGGAGGACGUCCAUUGGAGUACCGACAACAAUCGACCACUGCCCAGUUCGGUUCGCAUUGUGGGCAGCGUCCUGCGCUUCGUGUCCAUCACACAGGCGGCUGCCGGUGAAUACCGCUGCUCGGCCUUCAACCAAUAUGGAAACCGAUCGCAGAUCGCAAGAGUGGCGGUGAAGAAGCCCGCCGACUUCCAUCAGGUUCCUCAGUCCCAGUUGCAACGGCACCGCGAGGGUGAAAACAUCCAACUGCAAUGCAGUGUGACCGAUCAAUAUGGCGUAAAGGCUCAAGGCAAUGUUGAGUUCAACUGGUUCCGCGAGGACAGAAGGCCCCUGCCGAACAACGCCCGUACGGAUAGCCAGGUCCUGGUGCUGACCAAUUUGCGACCCGAGGAUGCGGGUCGCUACAUCUGCAACUCGUACGACGUGGACCGUGGGCAGCAACUGCCCGAAGUGUCCAUCGACUUGCAAGUACUAACGGCAUCAGUGGCUACCCCGCCCAACAGCCCCAUCUACCUGCCGCCGCAGUUGCCAGCAAAGAGCCGCGACUACAGCCUCAAACUGGACGAGCAGUCCUCGAACCUGCGAGCGGGUGAAUCCACCGACGUCGAGUGCUACUCCUCCGAUGACACCUACACAGACGUGGUGUGGGAACGCUCUGACGGGGCUCCACUCAGCAAUAAUGUCAGGCAAGUGGGAAAUCAUCUGGUGAUCAGUAAUGUGGCGCCAAGCGAUGCCGGUAACUACGUGUGCAAGUGCAAGACGGACGAAGGGGAUCUUUACACCACCAGCUACAAACUGGAGGUCGAGGAUCAGCCUCAUGAACUCAAGAGUUCCAAGAUAGUUUACGCCAAGGUGGGCGCCAAUGCCGACUUGCACUGCGGGGCCGAUGAAAGUCGACAGCCCACCUACCGCUGGUCUCGCCAAUACGGGCAACUUCAAGCGGGACGCAGUCUAAUGAACGAGAAACUGUCCCUGGACAGUGUGCAGGCAAACGAUGCCGGUACGUAUAUUUGCACCGCUCAAUACGCCGACGGUGAGACUGCGGACUUCCCCAAUAUCCUGGUUGUGACUGGGGCCAUUCCCCAGUUCCGGCAGGAACCUCGCAGCUACAUGAGCUUCCCCACGCUGCCAAACUCUUCGUUUAAGUUCAACUUCGAGCUGACCUUCCGACCGGAAAACGGCGACGGUCUCCUACUGUUCAACGGACAAACCCGCGGUAGUGGCGACUACAUCGCACUUUCGCUCAAGGAUCGCUAUGCGGAAUUCCGCUUUGAUUUUGGUGGUAAGCCAAUGCUGGUGCGAGCUGAGGAACCACUGGCGCUGAAUGAGUGGCACACGGUUCGUGUGAGUCGCUUCAAGAGGGAUGGAUACAUCCAGGUGGACGAACAACACCCGGUGGCCUUCCCCACCCUGCAGCAGAUACCCCAACUGGAUCUGAUCGAAGAUCUGUAUAUCGGCGGAGUACCCAACUGGGAGCUCCUGCCCGCCGAUGCUGUUAGCCAGCAAGUUGGCUUCGUGGGCUGCAUCAGUCGCUUAACCCUGCAAGGACGCACCGUGGAACUGAUCCGUGAGGCGAAGUACAAAGAGGGCAUCACGGACUGCCGGCCAUGUGCGCAGGGACCUUGCCAAAAUAAGGGAGUUUGCUUGGAGAGCCAGACCGAGCAGGCCUACACCUGCAUUUGCCAGCCGGGUUGGACUGGAAGGGAUUGUGCCAUUGAGGGCACCCAGUGUACGCCCGGAGUCUGUGGCGCCGGACGCUGCGAGAAUACGGAAAACGACAUGGAGUGCCUGUGCCCACUAAACCGAUCCGGAGAUCGAUGCCAAUAUAAUGAGAUCUUAAAUGAGCACAGUCUCAACUUUAAGAGCAACAGCUUUGCGGCCUAUGGAACUCCUAAAGUCACCAAGGUCAACAUAACGCUCUCCGUACGUCCGGCAAGUUUGGCGGACUCCGUGAUUUUGUAUACUGCAGAAUCGACUCUGCCCAGCGGCGAUUACCUGGCCCUGGUACUGCGUGGUGGUCACGCGGAGCUCUUAAUAAAUACGGCGGCUCGAUUGGAUCCCGUGGUAGUGCGAUCUGCUGAGCCACUGCCCCUGAACCGCUGGACAAGAAUUGAGAUCAGACGUCGCCUGGGCGAAGGAAUCCUACGGGUGGGCGACGGACCAGAGCGAAAGGCCAAGGCCCCAGGCUCGGAUCGAAUUUUGUCCCUUAAAACGCACCUCUAUGUGGGCGGCUACGAUCGCUCCACGGUCAAGGUCAAUCGGGACGUGAACAUCACUAAGGGCUUCGAUGGCUGCAUCUCCAGGCUAUACAACUUCCAAAAACCUGUCAAUCUCCUAGCGGACAUCAAGGAUGCGGCAAAUAUUCAGAGUUGUGGGGAGACUAAUAUGAUCGGAGGCGACGAGGAUAGCGACAAUGAGCCCCCAGUUCCGCCUCCAACUCCAGAUGUUCACGAGAACGAACUUCAACCAUAUGCGAUGGCACCGUGCGCCAGCGAUCCAUGUGAAAACGGAGGAAGCUGCAGUGAGCAGGAGGACGUGGCCGUAUGCUCCUGUCCUUUCGGAUUCAGUGGCAAGCACUGUCAGGAGCACCUCCAACUGGGCUUCAAUGCCUCGUUCCGAGGCGAUGGGUACGUUGAGCUGAAUCGAAGCCACUUCCAACCUGCUUUGGAGCAAUCCUACACUUCUAUGGGCAUCGUCUUCACCACCAACAAGCCGAACGGUCUGCUGUUCUGGUGGGGCCAAGAGGCCGGAGAGGAGUACACCGGACAGGACUUCAUAGCUGCCGCAGUGGUGGAUGGCUAUGUGGAGUACUCCAUGAGGCUCGAUGGCGAGGAGGCGGUGAUCCGGAACAGCGAUAUCCGCGUAGACAAUGGGGAGCGGCACAUUGUGAUCGCUAAGCGGGACGAAAACACCGCCAUUCUAGAGGUCGAUCGCAUGCUGCAUUCGGGCGAAACCCGACCCACCAGCAAAAAGUCGAUGAAGCUGCCGGGCAAUGUUUUUGUCGGUGGCGCUCCUGACCUCGAGGUGUUUACGGGUUUCCGAUACAAGCACAAUUUGAACGGCUGCAUUGUGGUCGUCGAGGGCGAAACUGUGGGCCAAAUUAAUCUUAGUUCUGCUGCCGUUAACGGAGUGAAUGCCAACGUCUGUCCCGCUAACGACGAUCCACUGGGAGGAACCGAACCGCCAGUCGUCUGAGGACACAACCAACAACCGAAACUAGCUUUUUAAUUAAACAUUAACAAAUGAAACAAAACGAACAACAAUUUUUAUAUAUACAACAUAUGCAUAAGCCCAAGGAAAUCCACAAAAAUUGAAUAUUAUAUCACUUACACAUAAUAUAAAACACAAAAACAAAAGAGAAACGAUCACUUCAACUACAAUUGCUUCUUCGAUCCUUAAGUCUAAGUUAAAGAUUGUAGCAAGGAAAAACGCGAAAGUAUCACAAACAUUUAUUUAACAAAAACGCCAUGCAAGAAGUGAAACGAAACAGAUACAAUAAUGCAACUAAUGCAAAUAAUACAGAAAAUACCGUUAAAGCCUAGAACCCUAAGAACUUACUAACUAACUCGAGCAACAACAACGCAUACUAGCCAACUGCAACCACAAAAUCCACAAUAGUGAAGGCAUUUUAAUUAUAAUUUUAGUCUCUAGCUUAUACCUAUGACUACGACUCUUUUUUUGCCAGCCCAGUGUAAAAAAGUUGGAGAUCGCAAAUUGGCCCUACACACACACAAGACCACGUUAUUAAUUAAAAAGAAAAAACCAAUUGAUAAUAUACCUACAUAUAAUGAUAAAUGAAUUACUAAGAAUGCAACUAUUGUGAACGAGCGAUUAAAAAGUGGAGUGGAUAAAAGCAAAUGCAGAAGAUAUAUUAAAAUGAAAUCAACAACA